Molecule: messenger RNA, 2740 nt
Organism: Blastomyces dermatitidis ER-3
Lineage: Eukaryota; Fungi; Ascomycota; Eurotiomycetes; Onygenales; Ajellomycetaceae
Exons: 2
Coding region: 965-2398 (477 amino acids)
Source: RefSeq, a predicted model, not a curated record
GUUACAUUUGGCCGCCAUAUAAAACACGCGCAAGGAAUAGGUCACUCAAACGGUCAGGUCCCUGGCAGCUCAGCUCGCUGGUAGGGUUGAACCACCGAAAACGUCUCCUUUUUCUCUCCUCCUUGUGGGCUGGCCUGGGCCCUGUCUUGUCUCCCUUGUUACUUACUAGUUACUAGCUACGGAGUACUUAGUCUACUAUUAUUAAUAUUUAUUAUUACUACUUGUUAGCAGUAGCGUUGGUUGUUGGUGUGGUGUGUGUUGUGUGUGGUUCCCGUAGCCCCGAGCCAAGCCCAGCCCCAACUUCCAAAGCCGCUGCAGCCCCGUUUGUUUGUCUGUUCUGUUUCCCUCUUCUCAACCCUCUUCUUCUUCUCACCUUCUCCUAUUCUUAUUUUUCCUAUCUCAACCUCCAUUAUCAUCAACCCCCUUUCAAUCCUCUUCGUCUUGCUCUUGCUCUUGCACGCACGCCCUCCCCUCGCCUGCAUCAUCCAUACAUACAUACUGUCGUCCUGGGAAACGCUCCCCGAAUAUUCCCGUAUACCGCUCUUGUCUCGACGAAUCUACUACCCAGAAUGACUGCGGCUGUUCCCCUCGACGCCUAAUCCGUCCCUGUGCUGAAAAUAUCCUCUCUCUGGCCCGGCUGCUGCAUACCCACACUCGUUUUAUAUCUUGAUCCUCUGCUUCUUUUAUCUUCACCCAGUCGCUCGUUUGUUGUGUUUUGCCUUUUCCCCCUUCUCGUUUUUACCUUGCCGCCGUUGAUCGGCGCCGGCCCUGCACCAACCAACCAAAGGACCAAUCGACAUAUUUCAAAUGUGCUGCUAGGGGAUUUGACGAUUGCCUUUAACUCCUGAUCUUGGUUUUGCAAUCUUGCUUGUUGCAUUUUAGUACUCACAAAAAAAAAAAAAAAAAAAAGAAAAAAAAGAAAAAAGAAAAAGAGAAAAAUAGCAUACUCUUAUCCCUCACCACCAUGGCUGCUGCUCAAACAGACCUUAUAUACGGUCGCUCUCUCAAUACUCUAUUCCGUCGAUGUGUCGUCAAUUGCCCGGCUAAACCUCCGCCUUGCCCUAAGUGCCCAGAGGGAGAAACCUGUUCUUUGAUAAGCCAAUCCUGUCAGGCCUGCCAGAAAACCGUCUGCAUCAGUCUCGGGGAGGUGGGUGGAGUGGCUGCCCCUGAUGAGCCCGCCUCUUCGAAUAUUGGUGCCAUCGCUGGUGGAGUUAUUGGUGGUCUGGCUGUGUUAGCCGUUCUUGUUCUGGCCUAUUUUUACUUCCGGAAGAAGCGUGCGAACCGUGCAGCUAACCAGCAGUGGGAGUCCGAGUCGUAUGAGAAACAAGAAUCAUUGGCAGGCAGCCGUGUCACACGGCAAUCCACCGUUGGCUCGAUCGCGUCGACUGUUCUCACCAGAGCAUCAAAUGUCAUCCAGAUCGCCUAUAUACCAGGCGUCACCAACCGCUCCCCACCAGACACCCCAGGUCUACUUGUCCCUCCAGUUCCUCCACUCCCCACAGCCAAUGGAAGCACAUACGGUCAGGACCAGCACUUUUUCAUGCCUGGCGAUAUCCGUGAUUCCGUGUGGUCUCAAAUGACAGAGGAUGAUCGUAAGAGUAUGAGUCCCAGUCUCGCUCGCAGCAGCGUGGCUACCACCCUCUACCGCCAUGAUGCCAUCGUCAGCCCCGUCCCUGCUCAGCAAGCCCUCCGCGCCAAAGCUGCAGUCGUCAGUGUCAAAUCUGGAUGUAUCACUCCCAGCGAAAGCCCUCCUUCCUCGACUCCUGUCGUCCCCCCUAUUACUGCUUCCCAAAUCGACAAGGCCAACGCCGUGGGCGCCAAAAUGGAAAAGAAGAAUGAUAAGGCCGCCAACGAGAGGAAGUUUGCCGGUUCCAUCGUCGCCCGCUCCAUGGUUGCACGCCCUGUCAACCUGACCAAAUCCCCUCUAUCACCUCGGUCACCUAGAUCGCCUCGGUCCAAAACCAGCACCAUUUCCGAAACCGAUGAGUCGUCCAAUCCUAUGAUCACCGUCUCGCAAGCAUCGUCCGUGAGAAAUGAACCCGCUAGGAUUGCUGAGUUACCCGGAGAUCUGUCCACAGCAAUUCCUAACCCCUCUAGGGUCGCGGAAUUACCAGGUGACCAUCCUAAUAAGCGUCAGUCCAACCAGUCUGUCGCUGUCACUGUCAUUGAGGAUUCACCGUCUAUCAAACAGAGCCCCUUUGAUGAUUCUCACGCUUCGCCGGACCAGUCUAAGUCGCCCACCACUAAACCGGAUCAGAGCGAAAAGUCUACCCCUGACGAAAACAAUUCCAGUCAGAGUUCCAAUCAGUUGCAAGAACCACACAGUAAACCGGAUUCUGAAAACUCACUCCAGAGAAGUAUGAGUCCCUUCGACGACAAGAAUGAGGUUAAGCCCUGAAAAGUUGAAGGAGGGGAAAAAAAAAACAAAAAAACUCAAUAAUGUUUUUGUUCUUUUCUGUGAAGACGAUACGAAACAAAUAUUUUACAUAAAUACUUCUUUUGUAUGGACACACACUGCUCCUCGCACCACCCUGCGUUCUGGACUUGCUUCAUAUCGAAAUCAUUUCGAUGAAGAUUCCGGGACGACUUACGAUUGAUGGGGCGUAAUGAUCGCAGAAGCUUGGACUGGGAAUAUAUAUGGCGCAUUACGGGAAAGACUCGAUGGUUUGGGUUUUUGGACUACUUUUAUUUUUAUUUUUGUACAAAUGGCAUUCUGUCUUUUAUACCGGGGUUUUUUUUU